Messenger RNA from Toxotes jaculatrix (banded archerfish), 1114 nucleotides. It is a transcript of the gene csrp3, whose product is annotated as cysteine and glycine-rich protein 3 (cardiac LIM protein). Gene Ontology annotation, molecular function: actinin binding; structural constituent of muscle. The record is from RefSeq and is a predicted model, not a curated record. Lineage: Eukaryota; Metazoa; Chordata; Actinopteri; Toxotidae. The transcript is spliced from 6 exons. Gene Ontology annotation, biological process: cardiac muscle contraction; muscle tissue development; sarcomere organization. Gene Ontology annotation, cellular component: Z disc; nucleus; cytoplasm. The coding region runs from base 142 to 723 and encodes 193 amino acids.
AGGGCUCUGCUCCGUCACAAGUUAUUUUAGGAGGAUAGUUUCACUGGAGUGUCAGCGGUGGACUGUGGUGAUGGCGAGAUGGACGGUAUAUAAGUGUUCAGUGCAGCGUUGGGAACCCGGGCACACAGACUUGGAUUCAAGAUGCCAAACUGGGGAGGAGGCGCCAAGUGCGCAGCCUGUGAGAAGACGGUGUAUCACGCGGAGGAGAUCCAGUGCAACGGGAGGAGCUUCCACAAGACCUGUUUCAUCUGCAUGAGCUGCAGAAAAGGGCUGGACAGCACCACAGUUGCAGCACACGAGUCUGAGAUUUACUGCAAGUCCUGCUAUGGCAAGAAAUACGGGCCCAAAGGCUACGGAUACGGGCAGGGAGCCGGGGCUCUGAGCUCUGAUCCUCCUGGACAGAACGUAGACCUGCAGCCUCACGACUCUAAACCGAAACCCUCUUCAGCGAACUCGAAUCCAAGCAAAGCUUCCCAGAAGUUUGGAGGCUCAGAUCGCUGCCCUCGCUGCUCCAAAGCCGUCUACGCCGCAGAGAAGGUGAUGGGAGCAGGAAAGCCCUGGCAUAAAACCUGUUUCCGCUGUGCAAUGUGUGGUAAAAGCCUGGAGUCGACUACAGUGACAGACAAGGAUGGAGAGCUGUACUGUAAAGUGUGCUACGCCAAAAACUUCGGCCCCAAAGGAUUUGGACUGGGGAACGCCGCCAUGUUGGAGGAACGACAGUGAAACACUCAAACUCACAUCCACUGUUAAACUGCAGCUGCUUCCACCCAGACUCAGCCUGCACCCUCACUCUGAACGAGGCUCAGCGACGAGCAGAUGAUUCUGUGGAACUGUGAACUAUCAUCUUACUUUUACAGCAGAACAACCUGGUAAAUGUUGCAUGAAUAAAAAUAUUUUGAUAUUUUAAAAUGUACCAUGUUUGUUUAUGAAGAAUGAUAUUAUAUCUAGGAAUAAAGGAAAAAAUAUUUUACAUUAUAUAUUUUAAAUUAACUGACAUAACUUCGUAGAAAUCAGAUUUCACUUUGACAUAAAUUUUUUGUAAAUUCCUGUCAAAAAAACAAAUGAUAUUGACUAAGAUUCAAUUUAUAAAAGCAAUAAAAGGGGGUGAAAACUU